AUGAACAAGUACAAAUCGAUUCUUUCCUCCUCAUCAACAUUAAGCAAUUCCACACCAAUGAUGAUGAUGACGAAACACCUCCCGAGAGCCACAUUAUUUUCCCUGAAAAAAUCUUCUCCGAAUCAUGAAGAAUUAAAUUUCGGAAUUUCAAUGAUGAUGAUGAAGAAGAAUACAAGACGAUGCUUUUCCUCCUCAUUAAACAAUCAAAAAGAAACAAAAUCCAAUAGUGAUGAUGAUUAUAAAAUUCAAUAUGAAAAAUACACUAAAGAUUUAGCCCAACGAGUGGUUGAUAUUUUCCAUGCACAAAAGAGUUGUCAAUUAACAAGUUUUGGAGGAUCGGAGAGUACUAGUGUUGAACAUUUGAAAACUUCAAUCAUUCCGAUGGCUAUUGUUAAAAAGACAGUCUCUGAUAUUUAUUUAUCGGAAUUUAAGAAGAAACCAAAGAAGGAACAAGAAGAACAUUUGGAAGGAAUUAAAUAUUAUGAGGAUAUUUCAGGAUUUGAAGAUGAUGGAUAUAAUCUUAAACAUUUUGAUAUUUAUAUUUGCAUGCCUGAUGGAAGUGAUCAUCUUGUUAAUAUUUCCAAUGCUCCAGAGCCAUUGCAAAUCAGAAGAAAAUUACUCCCAACAGAGACAGCCAUUGUCAGUAUUGCAACUGGUCACAGCGAUCAGAUUAUGAGCUCACUAUUCCAGAGAGUGGGUAGAAUGCCUCCACGUGCCACAAUUUCUGCCACUCUUGAAACUAUUCCAAAAGAGUCUGAGGGAUUUCAUCAAAUUUGGACUGAACAAUUUAGAAUGCAUCCAAAUGUUUCGAUUCAAAUGAAGAAGAAUAGUGCCAAUAUUUUCAGAGUGAGAGUUGUCAAGAGUGCCUUCUUUUUGGAUGAAGGAUCAGCCAUGAAAGAAAUUCAAGAUAUGGAUCAUUUGAGUAGGGAAGUUAUUCCAGAUUCACUUUCUGCAUCAGCCAAUAUCAAAUCAAUUAUUAGAAGAUUGAAUGGAAAUCCAGAGAGAGUUGCAGCCAUUUUGGAGAAGGGUUUUGGAAUUCAUUUGAGUGACUUUUUCGUUUAUGAACUCAAUUCAUAUUGCAUGAGAAUUAUGGGCAGAGAUGUGAGCUAUGGCAAUGGAAAGAAGGAACCAUCACAAUUUUCAACCUAUGAAUUGGACCAUGGUUAUAAAAUUUCAACCGAGGCCAUGUUUAAUCAAUACCUUACCAAAUUCCAUAAUGCAUAAAUUAUUAAUUGAUUUUG
Molecule: messenger RNA, 1241 nt
Organism: Naegleria gruberi
Lineage: Eukaryota; Heterolobosea; Eutetramitea; Acrasida; Naegleriidae
Exons: 1
Coding region: 1-1224 (407 amino acids)
Source: RefSeq, a predicted model, not a curated record